ACUGAUUCGUUUGCAGAGUAAUGUCCUGAAAUAGGUCAGCCUGGCUCAAUAGGCAGCCGUUAAUAAAUGGGACUGUCAACAGCCAUGGAGUAGAAAUCAGACCGUCACUGACUGUUACAUGAGGUGUCAUAUAACAGGUGUCGUGUCACUGUCAAAGCAAUCGCAGUUCUCACUCAUUCUUAUCUUGUGUGUUUUGUAGUCAGAGAGUGUCACUGAUUCAAUGGUAGUGGAAACACUGACAUUUGCAGUUUACAAUCUCCUCCCUGCAUAUUUUCAGAGGCAAUGGGGGAUUCAGAAUUAUUUUGAAAGUCAUUGCCUUAAUUUCCUGUAAUUCAAUAGCAGUGGGUAAAAAUAUUUGUGGGGGGAACAGAGCAGCAGAAACAUUAGAAGCAGAGCUGCGGCAGGAAGUAGAGUCUUUAGUCAGUGGCCUGAGGCAGAUGUAAAAGUUUUCCACAGGUUCAGAUACAACGUAAAGAGCUACCAAGCAGGGGAAACCAACCUUUUUAAUUUUUAGUGUAAUUUUGUUUUCUGUAUAGGGUUUAAGCUCCUUAAAGGGGUUACCCUUUGGGAAUGCUCUAGUUUCAAAGGUCAUAUGUUUGGGUCAUGUCUCCAAACAGAACCACUGACCUCCUCUGACUAAAAGCUGAGAUCAGCCUGGAGAGGAAUGUAGGUUGUCACCAGAGCUAUUUUGGCAAUGUACAGCCGCUAAUGAUUGUGAUCACAGAGCAGAGCACGGAGCAGUUGCUUUGCUUUCCUUUUUUCCAACCAGCAAGUUUGAUCAUGCAGCUCUCACUGGCGCUGCAGGGAUUAGAGAGUUAAGCGAAUGGCACGUCGGCUCCGCUUGCAGUUUGCGUCAAGGAGAAGCAACACGGACCCUCUGUCAGAAAGCCUCAGCAGCCAUGGUGAGGAGAGUGGAGACAGCGUGUCAGCUCGUAGCCCAGCAGAGAGUCUGGCGCACAGUUCUGUCCACUUGAAGGUGACUCCUCUGUCACCAGACUGUGCUAAUCUACAGCAAUACUCUUCAGUUUUCAUACCCAGGGUUAACAUUGGAGGAUGCAAUAAGAAGAGCAUUCUGCAGAUCUCCCUGCAGCCCUGUGGUAAGUUCAGUGGAGAGCUGGACAGCAGUAUAGAGGAUGGAGACCAGGGAGUUGGUGAAGGAGGACCAGGUAUGGGCUCUGAUGGAGCUUCAAGCAGCAGCAGCAUGGCCAGCGAUGCUGGGUACUGUAGCAGCAACAGUAUCUUUGAGCCAGAGGCUCCAGAAAAGCACAGGACCACCCAGGAGAGGAGUCUACCCUGCUGUAAGUCCAAGGUCCCACUGAGACGCUGCUCCUCCUUGGUUAUAUUUCCAAAGAGCCCCUGCAGUACUCCACCUGCCUCCCCAGUAAGUCCCGUGGCUCUACCUGCUCUCCCGCCAGUGAGGUCUCACCAGUCAUCUCUUCAGACAUCUACCUGUGAAUUCUCACAAGAUGAGGGGGAAGUGUCUUGCAAAGGGUCCACCACCACGGCAAUGAUUGGCCAUCGUCUCCCAAAAGGAAGCUGUUCAGGUGACUUCAGGGACAACAAACACAUGGUGCAAUUUAAUAUUCCUUUACAGGAUGAACCAAAAUGCAAAAUGGAGGACAGGAGUAAAGUAAUGGAACUGUCAUCAACUCUAGACAGAUCGAAUCGUCACUCGAGCAGCUUACUUCUACACUUCGCCCAGCAGCAACCAAUGAUACCCUGCAAGGGAGCUACAACCACAGCUACAGUUAAUGUGGAAUAUCCUGAGGCUCCUAACCCAGCCAUACACCCUGUGGGUGAAUGUGAACCUCACAAAAAACUGUUUCGAAGUACCUCUGCUUGUUUGUUCACCUCAACUAAACCAUCAGAGAAAAACUAUAAGAUCUGUUCAUAUGGAAAAAGCCAGGAAAGGGCAAAGGAAAACCACUGUCUACGCGCCAUACAAAGGAGCUUUUCCCUGGAGGUGCCUUACGCUAGCACUGGAAUUUCAUGUCACGUUUUGAAUCCAAAACUCAGUAGCCCCUGCUCUCCACAUGUGCACAUUCAUUUAUCUCCUUGUUGUCCAACUAAGUUGCCAAGCUCUGUAACUGACGUAAACAAAAACCAGAACGUGAAUAAUAUGCCAGAGAGCCCAGGUAAAAAAUCAAAGACACGUGAUGACUUUCUGGGACAGGUGGACGUCCCCUUAAAUCAGAUACCGACAGAAAAUCCUAAUACAGAAAGGCCAUACACAUUCAAGGAUUUUCUGCUUCACCCACGGAGCCACAAGUCCAGAGUCAAAGGUCAUCUACGUCUCAAAAUGACCUACCUGCCAAAAAACUCUGGUUCAGAAGAGGAAACAGCAGAUCAGUCCGAGGACAUGGAUCCUGGUUGGGAGCUGCUGGAGGCACAGGACAUGUCAGGGCCCAGACAAAGCCAGCUGCUGCCUGCUCUGCCCCCUGGCUGGGAGGAGCGGCAAGACAAUCUGGGAAGAAUCUACUUUGUCAACCAUGAGAGUAGAACCACACAGUGGCACCGACCCACAUUGCAGGACAGUGAUUUGGAGAUGAGCAGAAGACACAACACUAAUGCAGACGUCGAGCAUGCGUUAAAUACUCGCAGACAGAUCUCAGACCAUGAUGAAAAUGCCACACGAGAGUCUCCUGAGAGCUGGGAGAUCAUUACAGAGGACGAGUCCACCUUGUACCACAGCAACAACCAGCUCGCGUCACCUCCACCCCAGAUGCCUGCGGAGUUCCUCUCGAUUUCUGGCGAGCUGAGAAAUAUGCAGGUUUCAGGGGCCACAGCUGGCGAGCAGCGCACCUCCCACACGGAUCACGCAAGUAUUUCAAGCCAUUCCAGUCUCAGAGGAAGUUCCCACACUUCAACUGGAGAGGAACAUCCUGUUAAUCCUCUGCUAAUUCCAACCUCUGCUGAGCUGCCUCCAGGCUGGGAGGAGAAGCGGGACAGUAAAGGAAGACGCUACUAUAUCAACCACAACAGUCGAGCCACAACAUGGACACGACCCCUCAUUCAGAAAACCUCAGAGGCGGCAGCAGCACCACCGAGUGGUUCAGGUUCAUCCCAAAGCCCCACACCGUCCCAAUCGACCAUAUCCCCCGAGGUGUCCCCACAGCACACCCCAAGCCCAGAGGCCACAUCAGGAUUCUUGCCGGCUGGUUGGGAAGUUCGUAGUGCUCCCAAUGGAAGACCCUUUUUCAUUGACCACAACACAAAGACGACUAGCUGGGAAGAUCCCAGGCUGAAGAUUCCUGUGAACAUGAGGAAACGACCCUCGCUCGACCCUGCUGAUCUCGGCCCUUUGCCGCCUGGUUGGGAGGAGAGAGUCCACUCUGAUGGGAGGAUAUUCUACAUAGAUCACAACACCAGGGCCACACAAUGGGAUGACCCCAGAUUACAGAACUCGGCUAUAACUGGACCAGCUGUGCCUUAUUCCAGAGAUUAUAAACAGAAGUACGACUACUUCCGGAAGAAGAUGAAGAAACCGGCUGACAUCCCAAAUCGCUUUGAGAUGAAGCUGAGACGAAACGCCGUGCUGGAGGACUCAUACCGACGCAUCCUCUCAGUUAAGAGGGCAGACCUGCUGAAGGCUCGACUGUGGGUCGAGUUUGAGGGAGAAAAAGGACUGGACUAUGGAGGCGUGGCCAGGGAGUGGUUCUUCCUCAUGUCCAAGGAGAUGUUCAACCCGUACUACGGACUGUUUGAGUAUUCUGCCACGGACAACUAUACGCUGCAGAUUAACCCCAACUCAGGUUUAUGUAACGAGGACCACCUGUCCUACUUCAAAUUCAUCGGCCGUGUGGCAGGCAUGGCUGUUUAUCAUGGAAAACUGCUGGAUGCUUUUUUCAUCCGGCCUUUCUACAAGAUGAUGCUGCAGAAGCCAAUCACCCUCCAGGACAUGGAGUCAGUUGACAGUGAAUAUUUCAACUCCUUGAUGUGGAUUUUGGAGAAUGACCCAACAGACUUGGAUUUGAGGUUCACCAUUGAUGAAGAGCUGUUUGGACAGACUCACCAACAUGAACUGAAGUUGGGUGGCGCUGAGAUUGUCAUCACUAAUGAAAACAAAAAGGAAUACAUUCAUCUUGUGAUGCAGUGGAGGUUUGUGAACCGGAUACAGAAGCAGAUGACUGCAUUCAAAGAGGGAUUCUUUGAGCUGGUACCACAAGAUCUGAUCAAGAUCUUUGAUGAGAAUGAGCUCGAGUUGCUCAUGUGUGGUCUCGGAGAUGUGGAUGUGAACGACUGGAGAGAGAAUACCAAGUACAAGAACAGCUAUUGCUCCAACCACGUAGUUAUCCAGUGGUUUUGGAAAACGGUGCUGCUGAUGGAUGCAGAAAAGCGUAUCAGGCUCUUACAGUUUGUGACAGGAACGUCCAGGGUCCCAAUGAAUGGCUUUGCUGAACUCUACGGGUCUAACGGACCACAGCUGUUCACAAUUGAGCAGUGGGGAACACGUGAUAAACUCCCUCGAGCCCACACAUGCUUCAACCGGCUGGACCUUCCUCCUUAUGAGUCCUUUGAGGAACUGAGGGAGAAACUUCACAUUGCCAUCGAGAAUGCACAAGGCUUUGAUGGGGUGGAUUAAUGCGAGUGUAGUAAAUGAGCUGAAGUGACAUUUGGUGCCAUCAGAGAAUAUGCCAAGCAGCAUGACGCGGUGAUGUUGAUUAGAGAAACAAGCUGUGCAUCAGACUCGGGUCUUAACCUACCGGCUGUGUGACGGAUGAAGGACAGUCACACAACCCUCACUUUGGUCCUCUGUUUGGUCACGUGCUGAAAAGACUUUAGAUCUGGAGAGACCGAGGAAUUUAAUCACUCAGCGCCUUGUAAUGUUUACAAAUUAGAAUUUUAUUAUCAUUAUUAUUUUUUUAAUUGUAAGUUGCUCAAAAGUGUAUUCACUUCUAUUUGUUCUGCAAAAUUAUUCAAUAUUUAAAGAACCUGCUUCCGCGAAUGAAAUGUAACAGAGAUUAAUGUGAAUGUAAAGCUUAAAAACAUCUUACUUUGAAAAACAUUUUAUGUUCAGCUACUCACAUCAGGUAACUGUGAGACUUAAUGUAGUUACAUUGCUUCUCUUGGAAAACCAUUAACGUGUCCCACUCACAACAUGACUACGAACAUGUCGGGGUGUAAAUUGGACCAUGGGUUAGAAAAGUCAAGAACACUCUGUUGAAGUUGCCAAGUUAAGGUUGAUUUAAGAGAGAAUAGUGUAACUACUUCAUGUAUGAAUUAGACUCACAGACCAUGUCUCCUAAAUUACACUGAAUUGAACAGUCCAAAAUCCCUUUAAACAUGAAAUUGGCUCGGCUGUAAGAAAAUGUCACACAGACGAUUCAAAAUCAAAAUAUCAAGGCAACAACGAUGUUAUCCCAGACGUAUAUAAAGAUUUAAACAAGAAAACAUAAAUAUGAAUUGGUAUUUAAACUUAAAUAAAACAAGAAUUCAAUCAAAUUUUAUACGUAAUGAUCAAUUUUUCAUUCCAGUAUAUUAGAAACACUGAUGCAGGACACAAAAAUGUGAGCACCUCAUAAGCAUUUGUAGCACAAAGAGUGCAGAUUAAGUCUGAGUGAUUAUGCUUAUACAAAGUGUAUUGAUAUAUCAGCUAAGCUCUAUAGUAGUGAUGUACUUAUACCAGGACCAGUAAAAGGCUAAACUAAAUAUACUGUAGUUCGUAUCUGUGUAGUCCACAGAUAAGAAGAAGUGACUACAUGCAGUGUUAGACUGUGCUGAAAUACUAUGCAUAAUUGUACAUACUGACAUAACGAUUGAAUAUCACUUGAUUUUUUUGUUACUUAGAUAAAUAUAUUGUACAUACAAAUAUAACUUUGCCUUAUAGAAAACUGUCAAAGCAUUUGUUGUUAAUACUGUUGAAGUAAAAAAAACAAAGGUUAUUGGUGCACCUCUACAUAAUGCAUCUUCAGGAUAAGUAAUGCUUAUAUUUACUGGGCAGUGGCUUACAGAAAUCUUCUCCGACAGACUGUAUGUUAAACACGUUUUGUCUUCUUUUGUCAGUGAGCGAUAUAGUUUUGUUUUCUUCUACUUGUCAUGGGUGUCUAACUGCAGCACAGUGCUCUGUUUUCAAGAGUACAACUUUAAAAUUUGUUUUGUUGGUUGUCAAAAUGUGUACAGAUUAUUUUCAAAAUGUGUAAUCACUUGUAAUACCUUUGUAAGAAAGUAACUGUUCAUAAUCAGUCAUUUUAACAUAUUCUGAGUGGUAAAACACGUGUUUACACUGCCUGCCAUGUUUACGGGUUGUUGAUAAAGGAAGGUAGCAUGGGCUGGUUCUUGUCUCUGACUACACAGUUUUAUACUUAUGCUUUUAUAAAGUGAAGCACUUUGUUAAUUUCAUGAGUCUUACUUCUAAACUGUCUGAAUCUUAGCCAAUCGGUCACCUGCAGACUGCUUAAGCCACUCUUUAAAAACACAAUCCUAUGCUUCAAGUGCACAUUUGUUUAAAUGUUUACAUGUGAACAUUGCUAAAAAUAAUCACAUUCUACUCUUUCACUGAUUUAAAGUCAAAUACCGAGGCCUUCGUUUGUUAUAUACUGUAGACUUUGAUUGUGUUUAUUGAUGUUGUAAUCUCUAAACUGAAGUACUGUUAUAUAUGUAUUGUUCUCUACUGAAUAUUAAAUAGAUCAACACUUUAUUUCUGAUAAAUCAAAUUUUGUUAUGAUAGAAAUUAAUUACAACACCUAUAAGUGCAUUACAACGACAUACAUGCAACAUAUUUACAACAACUGGUGAAAGGGUCAAAGCUGUCAAAUCCCAAGUUGAUGACCUAUAGCACACAAAAAUGAAUCUAAAUAUAAUUGAUGAAUAAACAAUUAAAAACAA
This is a messenger RNA of Scophthalmus maximus (turbot), 6825 nucleotides long. It is a transcript of the gene nedd4a, whose product is annotated as NEDD4 E3 ubiquitin protein ligase a. Gene Ontology annotation, biological process: receptor catabolic process; ubiquitin-dependent protein catabolic process; neuromuscular junction development. Bases 824 to 4582 code for a protein of 1252 amino acids. The transcript has 25 exons. Gene Ontology annotation, molecular function: protein binding; ubiquitin protein ligase activity; sodium channel inhibitor activity. The record is from RefSeq and is a predicted model, not a curated record. NCBI's taxonomy places the organism in Eukaryota, Metazoa, Chordata, Actinopteri, Pleuronectiformes, Scophthalmidae.